Polyodon spathula (Mississippi paddlefish) is the source of this 1482-nucleotide messenger RNA. RefSeq lists its product as uncharacterized. Gene Ontology annotation, biological process: positive regulation of ERK1 and ERK2 cascade; T cell activation; interleukin-15-mediated signaling pathway. Gene Ontology annotation, cellular component: external side of plasma membrane; membrane raft. Bases 48 to 776 code for a protein of 242 amino acids. Lineage: Eukaryota; Metazoa; Chordata; Actinopteri; Acipenseriformes; Polyodontidae. Gene Ontology annotation, molecular function: protein tyrosine kinase binding; MHC class II protein binding. The transcript is spliced from 6 exons. The record is from RefSeq and is a predicted model, not a curated record.
UACCAAGAGGCAAAGUAACUGUUCUGAUUCCAUAGAGGAGGCAGGUCAUGGAGGGACUGCAUGCACCACUGUUUUUUCAGCUUUUACUGCUCAUUUCGGCGGUACAUCCUUCAAUCAGCGAUGAUCACAGAUACUACACAUCUGAGGGAAGGUCAGUGAGCUUGCCCUGUGGGGGAGUGGAGUCAGCUGCAGACGGUGUGGUUGAGUGGGUGCAGACCCAGAUAGGACAUGUAACUGCAAACACCAUUCUGACUAGACACCAGGACGGCACAGUCAGCAAAGGAAUGAAAUACACCGGGGAUCGGUUCCAGCUCCAGGCUGACUCCUCAUUGAUGAUACAGAGAGCGAUGCCUGAAGAUGCUGGAAGUUACCAAUGCAAUGGCAACCAGGCUUCACAGCUGCUAUUCCUGACUGUGUUUUCAGACCCUAAGGAUCCGAUACCUGGAGAAUUGGUUAUCGUAACUUGUGAAUUGAAAUGUGACGUGAACUGUGGGUCCUACACCUUGAGGAUGAAUGCAGAGGGCCGGAGGGAGACAUCUCAGGAUGCACCACUGCAGAUGGUGUUUACCGUCAGCAAGUCUGAUGACAAAGAAAUAUUCCGAUGCAGAUUGGAUGAAGCAGGGAAAGGAAGAGCAGAAGCUUCAUUUCUAUUGCAAGUUAAAGACGAUCAUUCUGCUAGAACAAAAGGGCCCAAGAUUGGUGCAGGGGCAGAUCAUUUGAACUUAUCUCUGGUGUUUAUCCUUCUUGCCGCAGCAGUGGCGAUGCUGUUUCAGUAAACCAUAAAGGACCGAGAUCAGGUACUUCAGGUAAGUACAAACAAUGACACUUCCAUACUGAAUUGAUUACUCUUAAUUAUUUUUUUUUUAAUUUUAAUCUGGCAUUUGAUUCAAACAGCAAAAUGAAUUGAGUGACUUAUUUUAACUGCAAGCUCCAACACAGUUGUUUUCUGGGUGGAAACACUUCCGAACACUCGGCAUAGAUCCCCUUACUGUUUAAAAACUGCUAGAUAUUCAAAAGGUAUUAUUGUAAUUCGCAAUAGAUGGGCAACGACCUACUGGUGCUUGUUCAGUGCCAUUAAAACAAGAGAUUUGUCACUGGAAGGCAGUCUGAAAUUCUGGGAAACCAGCUUUGUAACGCAUAAUCCAAGCACAGGCGGCAACAUCAACCACCACAAAUGACAUUUAAAACAGAAGGACUGGCCAUACCAUCAGCGGUUUGAGAUCCUUUCAAGUCAAGUUCAGCAAAUACUUCAAGAUACUAAAGGUUUGAAAAACGUUUUAAAAAAUAAUUAAGAUUAUUGAUCAUAGUACCAUUUCUGUCAUGUUUUUAAUAUACUGAAAGGAUUACCAGAAGUAAUACAUUCGUUGAGAUCUUAUAUUUUAUGUUUUGUGUUACACUUCAAAAUAAGGACCACUUGUCCAGUGGUCAAAAAAAAAAAAAAAAAAAAAAAAAAAAAAAACACGUUAAAAAUGUAUAUUAAAA